AUGGCUAUAUCAUCAUCUUCAUCGUCCAUGCAAGAUAUCUUAAAGCAACGCAAAUACCCAUUCAUCUUCUCUUUUUUCCUUUUACUAAUCUUCGUCACUUUCCUCCUUAUUUCAAACUCCCAGAAAUCUCCCAUAUUCGUUGCCAUCGACUUUGCUCAACGUACCUCUAAAUCCAAAUCAUCAAUCCCUGCUGAUAAUCCGGACUUGAAUCCUAACACUAUUUCAAUUGAAAACGUCCCGCGGGGUAAUAAUAUUACGAUCAACCCUGAUUCUAAUGGCCCGCUGAAUAAUAAUUAUACGAUCAAUACUGAUUCUGAUACAUUAAUCAACAAUGAAUUGGAAACGUUCUCUAAUGAUUGGAAGCUGUGUCCCGGUCCCGUGGCGGUUGAUUACAUACCGUGCCUUGAUAAUUGGAAAGCAAUAAAGGCAAUAAGGUCAAGAAGGCAUAUGGAGCAUAGGGAAAGGCAUUGCCCUGUUCCUAGUCCCAGGUGUUUGAUUCCGUUGCCGGUUGGUUAUAAGUUGCCGGUUUCGUGGCCUAAGAGCAGGGACAUGAUAUGGUAUGACAAUGUUCCUCAUCCUAAGCUUGUGGAAUAUAAGAAAGAGCAAAAUUGGGUAAAGCAAUCUGGUCAUUAUUUUGUUUUUCCUGGAGGUGGAACACAAUUCAAGGAUGGAGUAAAUCACUACAUCGAAUUCAUUGAAAAG
Messenger RNA from Nicotiana tabacum (common tobacco), 702 nucleotides. Lineage: Eukaryota; Viridiplantae; Streptophyta; Magnoliopsida; Solanales; Solanaceae. The record is from RefSeq and is a predicted model, not a curated record.